Drosophila serrata is the source of this 1476-nucleotide messenger RNA. RefSeq lists its product as uncharacterized. Lineage: Eukaryota; Metazoa; Arthropoda; Insecta; Diptera; Drosophilidae. Gene Ontology annotation, molecular function: protein binding. The record is from RefSeq and is a predicted model, not a curated record.
AUGGAUGAGAAUUACACUGAGAAAACCGGUACCGAUCGCAGGGAAACCCACUUAGACAGAUGCAGUAACCUGACCGAGAAGGAGCUCCCAACUGACCUCCAUACCUUGGCUUUAAGGCAGUGCACGAUAAAUAAGCUUGCAGCGAUAGAUUUCGAUGAGGUUACCAAUCUCAGUGUUCUGCAGUUGCGAGCCGGAACCAUUUAUAAAUUGAGAAGAAAGCAGUUUGCCAAGUUGCCUCAUUUGAAGAUACUCGAGCUGCAGGAUAACUACAUAAGAGAUAUUUCCUUUGACACUUUCGUAGGACUCUCUCAACUAUGGAUGCUAGCUUUAAACCAAAACCAAUUGGACCUUUUGAAUGGAAGUGUGUUUAGUCCUCUGCCGGAGCUGCGACAUCUGGACUUAAGUGCAAAUAAUUUAAUAGGUCUGGCGACAACAAUGUUUUCUGGCAAUCCAAAGCUGGAGGUGUUACUACUCAGGGGUAAUCCCUUUCUCGUGCUGUGGCUUUCAACUUUUAUCGUUCUGAAGAAUCUCGUUCUCCUGGAUUUGCGUAGUUCUGGCAGAUACACGACCUUGGAGCUCUUCAGUGCCCAGACAAUAAUCUUGAAUAAUAACAAACUAACUAAACUGGAGGUUUUGGAUGAAGUUAGCAAAUUGCAGGCACCACACAAUAAGCUGGAGUAUGUACGACUGGAAAAGAAGGCCACUGUCACGGAGCUGGAUCUACAUGACAAUAGUCUGGAUACCUAUGACAUUUCCGAACUGGUUAUGGGCAUGUGGAGACUUCAAGUCCUUGAUUUUUCUCAAAACCUCGUCACGGAGUUGCCAGUUUCCCGGUCUCACUAUUCCGAUGGGGUCUUUCUUCUGCCUAAUCUAAAGUUUGUGAACCUGUCCCACAAUCGACUGGAGCAUCUGCACCAGGACUCACCACUGCUGUCCUCUGGUCUCACCCACUUGGACGUGUCCUACAACAGGAUACAUGGCAUAGAGGCGCAUACCUUUGGCGUGGUGGAAAAUCUUCAGUAUCUGUAUCUGCAGGGCAACCUAAUCAGUCACUUUCGAGCGGAUCGCUUUUGCAAUCACCACCGAGGCCUCAAGGAGGUAGCCCUCUAUGAUAACCCUAUCGGAUACGACAGUUUUUGCAAGAUCACAAGGUACUUUGAGGAGACUGGUGUUCAUGUUUUAGAACAGAAUUCCCUGGAGCCUCAUUGCGAGCAUGAACCUUUGAAAAAUCCUAUCGAGCAGGCUGCAAUUUCCGAUACUGGAGCACAUCAAGUUACGCAAGAGAUUCCCACAUCUCUGAAAUGGACCACAUGGAAUACCCUGAUCCUUUUGGGUCUUCUGAUAUCCCUAACCCUUGAUGUUUACCUUAUUCUGCAACUUUGGCGUUCUCGAACUCAGAGGCAUUCGCGGAGAAGUCAAUCCUUAAGAGUUAUAGCCAAGUUUAUAAGAUCUGAAAGAUCUGAAGUAUUAAUUUAA